AUGAAUAACUCUCAACUUUUCAAACCACUGAAAAUCGGCAAUGUGGUCGUUAAGCAUCGCAUAGGCAUGGCCCCGAUGACUCGCCUCCGUGCUACAGAUGAUCGUGUACCUCUGCCACUUAUGGCCGAGUACUACGGCCAGCGCUCUGCUGUGCCAGGCACCUUACUGAUCAGCGAGGGUACUUUAAUCUCGUACGAAUCUUCUGGUGGAUUUGCCAAUGCACCUGGCAUAUGGAACAAAGAACAGAUUGCAGGCUGGCGGUCAGUCACCGAUAAUGUCCAUGCCAAAGGAUGCUUCAUCUUCUGCCAGAUCUUUGGCAUGGGGCGUGCUGCAGAUGAGGAGUUGUCCAAAAAGGACGGAGUUGAGAUUAUAGGCCCUAGUCCUAUCCCAAUAGGUGAAAACGCGCCAGUACCACGCUCCAUGACACUCGAUGAGAUUAAGAAGACUGUCCAAGAUUUUACAACAGCCGCACAAAAUGCGAUACUUGCCGGUUUCGACGGCGUAGAGGUUCAUGGUGCAAACGGCUACCUGAUUGAUCAAUUCAUCCAGGAUAAUAGCAACCAGCGUCAUGAUGAGUAUGGUGGGAGUAUCGAGAAUAGAUCUCGAUUCAUAGACCAAAUCAUGAAAGCUGUCGUCGCGGCUAUAGGAUCGGAACGAGUUGGUCUUCGCCUUAGUCCCUGGAGCUCAUUUCAAGGAAUGAAAAUGACAAACCCAAUUCCGCAAUUCUCAGACAUAAUCAACAGAGCCAGCAAACUUGAUCUUGCUUAUCUCCACCUUGUGGAAUCGCGCAUAUCUGGCAGUAGCGACAGCGAAGGCAGCGAAACAUUGGAUUUUGCUUACAAUCUCUGGAACAGACCGCUGCUGGUAGCUGGCGGGUAUAAAUUGCACGAUGCGAGGCAGCUUGUUAAUAAAUAUCUUUCCAAGGAUAUUGUUGUCAUGUAUGGGAGACACUUUAUUGCAAACCCAGAUCUGGUAUACAGGAUCAAGGAAAAGUUGCAGUUUGACGAGUACAAACGCGAGUCGUUCUAUACAAUUAAGGAUGCAUUGGGUUAUGUUGAUUACCCAUUCAGCAUACAGUAUCUUCAAAGCCAGAGCGCUGAGGCUGUCUCGUUUUAA
Trichoderma atroviride IMI 206040 is the source of this 1116-nucleotide messenger RNA. RefSeq lists its product as uncharacterized. The record is from RefSeq and is a predicted model, not a curated record. Gene Ontology annotation, molecular function: FMN binding; NADPH dehydrogenase activity. NCBI's taxonomy places the organism in Eukaryota, Fungi, Ascomycota, Sordariomycetes, Hypocreales, Hypocreaceae.